AUGGUUGUGAAAAUCACGUUCACGCCGUUAUAUGGCGUGCAUACCGACCAUCAUGCGCUUGCAUUUGUUCUUAGCAUUGAUCAUUUCAAUAUUCUACUUGACUGCGGCUGGACAUCUGCCUUCGACCCACAGUAUCUUGCCAAUCUCGCCAAGGUGGCACCCUCUAUUCACGUCGUGCUUCUCUCCCACCCGGACGUUGCACAUGUCGGUGCGCUUCCCUACGCUGUAGCCAAGCUCGGUCUCAAAGCUCCAAUUUUUUCGACUCUCCCCGUUUGGCGAAUGGGGCAGAUGUUCAUGUACGAUACGUUUCUUUCGCUUGAAGCGCAGUACCCAUUUGAGGUGUUCAAUCUUGAUGACGUUGACGCCGCCUUUGAGUUGUCGUCUCAUCCUGAAGGUCAUCCGGCAGGUCAUGCCGAGGGUGCCACUCGAUAUCAUCUGCUAAAAUAUCAGCAACUCUUUCCAUUAGAUCCCUUUCCGAAGGGAAAUGGAAUCGUCAUCACACCCCACGCUGCGGGGCAUAUGCUCGGAGGGACUGUAUGGAAUAUCACGAAGGAUACCGAAAGCAUUGUGUACGCAGUAAAUUUCAACCAUCGAAGGGAACGGCAUCUCAAUCCCACUACCCUGCCUUCAUUCUCUCGGCCCAGUCACUUAAUUGUUGGCACAUCGGGAGCGUUGACACGCACAGCUGCGAAGAAGACAGGCGAACUAAUCUCGCGUAUCAAGUCCGUGCUCAGGUCUAGAGGGAAUGUGUUAAUCCCAGUAGACACGGCAGGAAGGGUUAUCGAAAUCGCUGUUCUUUUACAUGACGUUUGGAGUACUGAUAAGGACCUUGGUCAAGUACCCCUCGUCAUUCUUCAUGAUUUAUCAACAAGGACUUUUGAGUUUGCUCGUAGCAUGAUAGAGUGGAUGAGUGAUGAAGUGGUGCGCAAAUUCGAUAUAUCGCGCGAGAAUCUUUUCAUAUUUAAGCACAUAAAGCUGUGUCGUUCGCUGAAGUCCUUGGAAGCUUACUCUUCGCCGAUGGUUGUCCUUGCGUCGUCGGCAUCAAUGGAGAUGGGGUUUGCGCGACAGCUUUUUGCGAGGUGGUGUCAAGAUCCUCGAAAUGGUAUUAUUCUCGUAAACCAGCCCGAACCCGACACAUUGUACUCAAGAUUAUUCAAACAUUGCAAAGAAUCUGCAGAUGAAAAAAGGACAUCUCCGCUCUCUAUGAAGCUUCUAAUGAGAAGCAAGGUCUAUCUUCAGGGCCAAGAAUUGGAAGCAUGGCGGGAAUCUGAACGAAUUCGCAUUGCCCGGGAGCAAGAAGAGGAACGAAAAAUGCUCGAGCAGCAAAGAUUGGAGAAAGAGGCUGAAGAUGCUGCGCUGUCCGAGAUUUCCAAUCCAGCACAAGGCAGUAGCACCACUGGAGGCAUGAAUCAAGCCAAGAAGCUGACAGAGGAUUCGCUGGCAAUCACAAAAUCAGUCCCAGAUCUGCAAGAUCCCGAAGCAUACGAUAAGCACACCUACGCUCAGCUCCAACGCAUAGGAGUAAUUUCUUCGAAACCCCAAGUUCCUGUGUUUCCCUUCUCAGAGACGCACCGGCCGUCAUGGGACGACUACGGUCAGAUACUAGAUACUACCCGUUUUAUGAUCGGCGAAGACCCCGGCGAAGGAGCUCCUAAUCGCAACAUCCAGGCAACAGAGGUCAACGAAAACAAGAUUGAAGAAGAUCAGUCGGCUGGGGAGGUUAUUCCGACAAAGUACAUUGAAGAAGAGCUGGUGUAUAAUGUGAACUGUGCUAUUUAUUAUGUCGAUAAUUCUGGGCAGAGCGAUGGUGAUUCCCUGAAGCGGCUGGUUAAGGAGGUCGAACCACGGCACGUAACGUUGGUUGCUGGGACAGAGGAAGAAACAGCACAUUUGCAACAGUUUCUCUUCUCAAACUUGUACAGCGCAACUAAUCUGCGUUCCGCUGGAAAAGAGAAAAAUUCGACGGAUGUCAGAUCAGUUGUUGUAGCGCCAGCUCGGCUAGAAACUGUGGAGAUAACGAGCCAUACCUUUGUGCGUGCUGUGAGGCUACAAGACGCAAUGGUUGCAGAGCUAGCAUGGAGCCAGGUCGGCUUCUCAGAUAUCGCAUUCCUUGACGCGAGAGUAGAUGCAGAUAAUAAUGGAGAAGGACAGCUAAUUUUGAGGGACCCAAAGGCUUCUGUGCUAGACCAUGAUGAUAGUAUGGAAAUUGACCAUCCGCAAGUAACUUCUAAUGAGAUCCGCAGCAUUAACGUUCAGUUUGCGGGUCAUCCAACCGUAUUUGUUGGAACUAUCAUGCUAAAUAGAUUGAAGGACGUGUUGUCCAAGGCUGGGAUGAAAGCCGAAUUUGCUGGUGGGGCGCUUUGCGUCGAAAACGCAGAAACUGGUGCUGUUGUUCUUUUGAAGAAAACCAGUGCUCAACAAGUGGUGAUGGAAGGAGCCCUAUCAGAAGAAUACUUCUCAGUCAGGGACCUUUUAUACGAGGAGCUCGUAAUUCCACAAUGA
Messenger RNA from Chondrus crispus (carragheen), 2502 nucleotides. RefSeq names its product Cleavage and polyadenylation specificity factor, 100kDa. Gene Ontology annotation, molecular function: RNA binding. Bases 1 to 2502 code for a protein of 833 amino acids. The transcript has a single exon. The record is from RefSeq and is a predicted model, not a curated record. NCBI's taxonomy places the organism in Eukaryota, Rhodophyta, Florideophyceae, Gigartinales, Gigartinaceae. Gene Ontology annotation, biological process: mRNA 3'-end processing by stem-loop binding and cleavage. Gene Ontology annotation, cellular component: mRNA cleavage and polyadenylation specificity factor complex.